Coregonus sp. 'balchen' is the source of this 896-nucleotide messenger RNA. NCBI's taxonomy places the organism in Eukaryota, Metazoa, Chordata, Actinopteri, Salmoniformes, Salmonidae. The record is from the annotation of a GenBank genome assembly.
AUAGCUGUGGCUGCAGCCUCCAGGCCUGCAGUAGAGAACACCCAGCAGGGCGAGAGCCUCUCCAUUCAGACCUUCACCAGUGUACGCACCACCCAUGUCUCCUUCGCCGUGGGACAGUCCUUCAAUGAGACCACAGUGGAUGGACGCCUCUGCACAGUAAUACUCAAUUUCCACACUCUUCAUCUUCAUCAUCUUCAUCUCCACAUAUGUUGCAGAAAAUAUUUUUGUUACUAUACGUGCAUAUUUUGCCAGGACUCUGUGUAUAAAAUCAGAGGUCUGUAUAAGCAUGUGGAAAUAAUCAGUGUGUAACUUGAUAGUUGGUCUUGGUGAUGUUUUAGUAUUCAAAUAUUCUCUAUGGUUUGUAGAGGGCAGCAAACAUAACGUCUAACAUACUUGAGGAAGCAGUAACAUGCUGCAACAGUACUGACUACCAAAUGAGAAGCCUCAGGGUCACACACAGAUCUACUGUGUCUUUCUAUCUAACCACUUCACUGCAACAUGCAGUGUCAUUUAUCUACUAAAUCCUUGCAUGGCCUUCCUCCUAUGACCUCCAGAGUACCCCUCGCUGGGAGACAGAUAGCAAGAUCAGCUGUGAGCAGAUUUUGCAGAAAGGGGAGGGCCCUAAGACUGCCUGGACCCGUGAAGUGACCAAUGAUGGCGAACUGGUUUUGCCUACAAACGGUAAUCCUAUUCCUGUAUUGACAUGUUUGUCUUUAACUGUGUUUGGGGACAAAGUAUCUGUUUGAUAUAUUUGAGUUUUGUAUUAAUUCUGUUAUAAUUUUCUUUCAGAUAAUGAGUGCUGGGGACGUCGUGUGCACCAGAGUGUAUCAACGAGAAUGGAAACUUUCAAGACUGUCAAACAUUUCAUUUUGUGCCUCUUUUUUCACAUUUCUUAA